AUGCCCUCUACCUGCGUCCUGACAGUCGGCAGCACCCGCUUCGACGCCCUCGUCGCCAGCUCCUUCGACUCUACCUCGCUCUCAUCGCUCGCCUCUCUCGGCAUCCAGCACGUCCUCGCACAGGUUGGGAACAGCACGUUGCCAGCUGGAUGGAAAGAGGGAACACGUACGACGCAGCAGGGUUUGCAGGUCGAGGUUGUGCGGUUCUUGGGAGACUUGGAGGAGAGGGCGGGGAGGACGGAUCUCGUCGUGAGCCACGCAGGCGCUGGCUCCAUCCUCUCUUUCCUCCGUCCCCUCGACUCGUCUCUACCCUCUUCACAACCGAAUGCGACUCGCCGGCAGCUCGUCCUAGUCCCCAACUCGACUCUCAUGGACUCGCAUCAAUCGGACUUGGCGGACGAGAUGGAGAAGAAGGGCUGGGCGGUCGUGUGCCGAAGACCAGAAGAUCUUUCUGCGACCUUGCAGCAGCUCGCUUCUCAAGCGGAACAGCAGAGCGAGAUUUCCGCGCCCGACUAUCCCGAGCUGGACAAGGGACGGAUGCAGCGCAUCAUUGACGAGACGCUUGGCUACAUCUGA
Rhodotorula toruloides NP11 is the source of this 576-nucleotide messenger RNA. RefSeq names its product glycosyltransferase family 1 protein. Gene Ontology annotation, biological process: dolichol-linked oligosaccharide biosynthetic process. Gene Ontology annotation, molecular function: hexosyltransferase activity. The record is from RefSeq and is a predicted model, not a curated record. Lineage: Eukaryota; Fungi; Basidiomycota; Microbotryomycetes; Sporidiobolales; Sporidiobolaceae. The transcript is spliced from 3 exons. Bases 1 to 576 code for a protein of 191 amino acids.